AUGUGUGUAUCCCUCCGCCCCCACACAGAGCGGCCCCUUAUAAAGGCCCCGUCCUCACAGGGCCCCUCACUCAGGCCCUCGCCUCUGCUGCAGCUGCACCUCUGCUCACAGGGACCACUACUGCCCAGAACCACGAGCACAGGGACCAGAGCGGACCACAGGGACCACAACAGCCCAGAACCACUGCUCACAGGGAUCACUACUGCACAGAACCUUGGACCACAGGGAUCAUCACUGUCCAGAACCUUGGAGCACAGGGACCAGCACUGUCCAGAACCUCGGAGCACAGGGACCAGCACCACUGACCACAGGGAUCAGCACUGUCCAGAACCUCGGAGCACAGGGACCAGCAUGAGGCGCUGUGUGGGACUCCUGCUGGCCUGUCUGUGGGCGUCGGCUGCUGCCGGAGACGGAGAGGAUUGCAACAUCUGCAUCCGUCUGAAGCCUCUGGAGACACACACACAGCCGUCUGAGAAAGAGGCCGAGGCCCGCCUGAGGACCAGGGGCAGGGUCCUCAGGCGUACUCUGUGGGGACUGGAACAGAGUACGCCUGAGGACCAGGGGCAGGGUCCUCAGGCGUACUCUGUGUGCUGCCAGCAGAGGGCGGUGCAGCUGAGUGUGAUUGACAGAUGGACUUAA
Knipowitschia caucasica is the source of this 639-nucleotide messenger RNA. NCBI's taxonomy places the organism in Eukaryota, Metazoa, Chordata, Actinopteri, Gobiiformes, Gobiidae. The record is from the annotation of a GenBank genome assembly.